AUGGACCUUUUCAACUCAGCUCUUGGGAAAAACAUCACUUUUGUGCAUCCUGCUUAUUUCAUAAUAAGUGGUUUAUCUGGAAUCCCUAAUAUCAAGUAUUACUAUGUCUUUCUCUUUUUUGUUUACAUUGUUUCAGUGCUGGGAAACACAAUUGUGAUGGCUGUAAUAUGCUUGGAUCAUAAUCUGAGAACUCCAAAAUAUAUUGCAGUUUUUAAUUUAGCAUUUGUGGACCUGUUUGGUAACACUGCUCUGGUGCCAAAGCUUCUUGACAUCUUUCUGUUUAACCAUCGUUACAUCUACAACAAUGCUUUGACGUUCCUUUUUUUCUGCUACACCUGCCUUUCAAUGCAGUCAUUUAAUCUGGUUGCACUCUCCUAUGACAGACUGAUAGCUAUCAUCUUCCCAUUGCAUUAUCAAGUGAAGAUGACCCACAGGUUCAUGCUGUCUCUGAUUGCCUCUUUCUGGGUAUUUGUUAUAAUUGCUGUGCUUAUUGCAGUUGGCCUUCUUACGAGACUUUCCUUCUGUAAGUCUGUGGUUAUUAACAGCUAUUUCUGUGACCAUGGCCAGAUAUACCGACUUGCCUGCAAUGACUAUACACCCAGCUUUGUCAUUAGUUGUUUGUACCCAGUUCUUAUUUUUUGGCUUCCAUUCCUUUUUAUCGUGUUAAGUUACCUAUAUAUUGGCUGUACUUUGGCUAAAGUGGCCACAGUUCAACAAGGAUUUAAGGCCUUUAAAACGUGUAUAGGACAUCUCUCACUGGUGGCAAUUUAUUUCAUCCCACUAUUAAUCACAUUUACCUUGAUGGGAAAUAUACAUCCAAAUGCCAGGAUCAUAAACUUGUCUUUGACCUCUGUCUUUCCUCCCAUGUUGAACCCAAUCAUUUAUGUUCUGCAGACACAAGAAAUCAAAGAAUCUAUAAAAAAGUUGUUUAAAAUCAGAGUGCAAUCCAAAAUUACAACAACAAUGUGA
This is a messenger RNA of Morone saxatilis (striped sea-bass), 969 nucleotides long. Its product is annotated as olfactory receptor 1361-like. The record is from RefSeq and is a predicted model, not a curated record. Gene Ontology annotation, biological process: G protein-coupled receptor signaling pathway. Gene Ontology annotation, cellular component: membrane. Gene Ontology annotation, molecular function: olfactory receptor activity; G protein-coupled receptor activity. NCBI's taxonomy places the organism in Eukaryota, Metazoa, Chordata, Actinopteri, Moronidae.